UGGUGGAGCUAAUGCUCCCUGGAGCUCCUGGUGCAAGGCAGAGAUGGCGACUGCGAUCCGGCUGCUGGGGCGACGGGUGUCCAGUUGGAAGCUGCGGCCGUCGCCCCUCGCUGUCCCGCAGCGAGCUCACUCGAUGUUGCCUGUGGACGAUGCAAUCAACGGGCUAAAUGAGGAACAGAAGCAGCUUCGUCAGACUAUAUCGAAGUUCCUUCAUGAGAACCUGACCCCCAAGGCCCAAGAGAUUGAUCAGAGCAACGAGUUCAAGGACCUGAGAGAGUUCUGGAAGCAGCUGGGGAGCCUGGGAGUCCUGGGCAUCACAGCCCCUGUUCAGUAUGGCGGCUCUGGCCUGGGCUACCUAGAACAUGUGUUGGUGAUGGAAGAGAUAUCGCGGGCUUCUGGAGCAGUGGGCCUCAGCUACGGUGCCCACUCCAACCUCUGCGUCAACCAGAUUGUCCGCAAUGGGAAUGAGGCACAGAAAGAGAAAUACCUUCCCAAGCUGAUCAGCGGUGAGUUCAUCGGAGCCCUGGCCAUGAGUGAACCCAAUGCUGGCUCUGAUGUUGUCUCCAUGAGGCUUAAAGCAGAAAAGAAAGGAGACCACUACAUUCUGAAUGGCAACAAGUUCUGGAUCACCAAUGGCCCCGAUGCCGACGUCCUUGUUGUCUAUGCCAAGACAGAUCUGAAUGCCGUGCCAGCUUCUCGGGGCAUCACAGCCUUCAUUGUGGAGAAGGGUAUGCCUGGUUUUAGCACCUCCAAGAAGCUUGACAAGCUGGGUAUGAGGGGUUCCAACACCUGUGAGCUGAUCUUUGAAGACUGCAAAGUGCCUGCUGCCAACAUCCUGAGCCAAGAGAGUAAGGGUGUCUACGUGCUGAUGAGCGGGCUGGACCUCGAACGCCUGGUGCUGGCAGGUGGACCCCUUGGGAUCAUGCAGGCUGUCCUGGACCACACCAUUCCCUAUUUGCAUGUAAGGGAAGCCUUUGGCCAGAAAAUCGGCCAGUUCCAGCUGAUGCAGGGAAAGAUGGCUGACAUGUACACUCGCCUCAUGGCAUGUCGACAGUAUGUCUACAAUGUCGCCAAAGCCUGUGAUGAAGGCCACAUCAUUGCCAAGGACUGUGCCGGCGUGAUUCUGUAUGCAGCCGAGUGUGCCACACAAGUAGCCCUGGACGGCAUUCAGUGUUUAGGUGGAAAUGGCUACAUCAAUGACUUCCCCAUGGGCCGCUUCCUUCGAGAUGCCAAACUGUAUGAGAUUGGAGCCGGGACCAGUGAAGUGAGGCGGCUGAUCAUCGGCCGAGCGUUCAACGCAGACUUCCGCUAGCCCCAUGGCCUGGCAGCCCUGGUCCUAGCACCCAGGCCUUUCUUUGAAAGCAGAGGCAUGGCAGCCCUUGCCCCUGUCCAAGGGAGCUCUGCGGCUCAGCUGUCCUUCACACCAGCUCUCUGCCCAUGGGAGGUCGGAUUCUCCGGCCCUGGCAGCCAGUCAGUCGGGAAAGCUUAAGACGGACUGCAAAAGGACUUUGGUUUUUCUAGGGCUUGUAGGGGGGGCCUCCGUGACAGUGCCCUCACUCUCCACUUCUGGAUUUGAUGUUCUCCCUCUCUGGGAUGGCACCUUUUAGUAGGUAUCCGACUCCUUUUCUUGGGCAAGCCUCUGGCAGGGAGCCCUUUCCACCUGAGUGGAAGCAUCGGCUGCUUUCAGUUUUUUUAACGGUCUCUUUUCUUGAGGAAAAGGCAACAACCUUGUCCUUGUUCGCUGUUAUCCUAAGGUCUAAACAGCUCCACAACAUCUGUGGCAGACCAAAGGAAGGACGGAGUCCUGGUCUAACCACGACAGCACGGAAGAUUGGCUCUCGCUGGCCUCCCUGGUGUACCUGAAUCUGACGGCAUCGCUCUGUCACAGGCUGGCACUGGGCCUGCUCAUGUGACCUCCUGCAGCUGACUGGGCAGCAGGCACAGGCCCUGUGGCCAGCCUGGGUUGCCUGGCUCAACUCCAGUCCCUCCUGCCUGUGCACAUUUCUCUAGACACCCUGUGGCUAAUUUUGUUACCGCCGCACAGCGGCUGCUGCCAUUUUGUAUUAAACAUACUGCGAAUCGAA
This is a messenger RNA of Peromyscus eremicus (cactus mouse), 2084 nucleotides long. RefSeq names its product isovaleryl-CoA dehydrogenase (gene Ivd). The record is from RefSeq and is a predicted model, not a curated record. Gene Ontology annotation, biological process: L-leucine catabolic process. Bases 44 to 1312 code for a protein of 422 amino acids. Gene Ontology annotation, cellular component: mitochondrion. The transcript is spliced from 12 exons. NCBI's taxonomy places the organism in Eukaryota, Metazoa, Chordata, Mammalia, Rodentia, Cricetidae. Gene Ontology annotation, molecular function: 3-methylbutanoyl-CoA dehydrogenase activity; flavin adenine dinucleotide binding.